Molecule: messenger RNA, 2920 nt
Organism: Ilex paraguariensis (yerba mate)
Lineage: Eukaryota; Viridiplantae; Streptophyta; Magnoliopsida; Aquifoliales; Aquifoliaceae
Source: the annotation of a GenBank genome assembly
CUCUCUCUCUCUUUCUCUCUCUCUCUCUCUCUCUCUCUCUCUAAAACACGCUUUUAUCUUGAACGUUUCAGUCUUUUCAUUUUUUUUUUUACUGUUGAAUGCUUUCGGUCAUUCAAUCUUUAAAACCCCCUGUUUCUUCUCUCAGAAAAACCCGAAGGCAACAAUGGAGGACACAACGGUAGCCGAUCCUCCAAACGGCGACGUCUCUGACUUCGACUCCCUCCCAAUCCCACCGCUCGAUCCAGCCUUCUUCUCCCAAAACCUCUAUCAUGAUCAGAACAAUCCCAACAACUUCCUCUCAUUCGACGAAAACGACGUCGUUGACGGCUUUGACUUCGACUUUAGCUUUGAUGAUCUCUACCUCCCCUCCGAUACCAAUGGCUUCCUCAAUCCCGGUUCAAUCGACCCGCCCGGUUUAGAUCCCAUCAAAAUUGACUCGGAAUUUGACUACGGCUCGUGUGAUCAUCGCGUUUCUGAGCGGGAGUUGCGUCGUAUAUCCGGAGAUCAUAAUUCAGGUGUAACUAAGCUUUCGAAUUCAAGCUCGCCGGAAUUGCGUCAGAUUUCUAGUGAUCAGAGCUAUAAUGCUGCUGGGGAUUCGAACGAAAACUUGUCGGAAUCGCGAGAUCGGGGCUCCAGGGUUUUGAAUUCGGCAUCGCCGGAAUUGCGUUUGACUUCCGACGACCACAGCUUGGAUGUUUCCGGCUAUUUGAACCCUCCAUUGUCAGAUUCUGGAGAAUCCAACCACGAGUGCUCUCAGGAAUCGGGCAACAAGGGCUCGACCACUUGCCAUCGGCAAGUUUCUGGACCCACUUCGUCUCAGAGUUCGGGGAAUUGCGGAUCUAAUGUAUCCGAAGCUCUGAAUUAUCCGUCGCCUGAUUCGGGUAAUUACGUUCAAUCAGCAAAGUUUUUACCCGAUUUUGUGACUAAUUCGACAGAGGGAGUUGUUGAUCGGGAAAUUAAAGUGGAAGAAAGUGGUAGUAAAAAUUAUUUAUUGAAGAGGAAAAAAGACAAUGACAAUUUAUAUAGUGAACCUAGAACAAGCAAAUACCAAAAAUCAAAUAAUGUAGAAAGUCCGAUAAACGAAGAGGAUGAGAAAAGGAAGGCAAGGUUGAUGAGGAACCGAGAGAGUGCACAUCUUUCUAGGCAAAGAAAGAAGCAUUAUGUGGAGGAAUUGGAGGAUAAAGUGAGGGCCAUGCAUUCCACAAUUCAAGAUCUGAAUGCUAAGAUUUCCUACAUGAUGUCUGAAAAUGCCAGUUUGAAGCAACAAAUGGGGGGUCAUGGGAUGUGCCCACCGCCCCAAAUGCCACCACCGGGGGUGGCGAUGUACCCCCAUCCGCUAAUGGGAUCCACGGCAUAUCCAUGGAUGCCCUGUCCACCUUACGUUGUGAAGCCACAAGGGUCUCAAGUGCCAUUGGUGCCGAUUCCAAGAUUGAAGCCACAACCCGCAAAAAAAAAGGAGAAUAAGAAAAGUGAGGGUAAGACUAAGAAGGUUGCGAGUGUUAGUUUUCUGGGUUUGUUAUGUUUUAUAUUACUUUUUGGUGCAUUGGUUCCAAUGGUGAAUGUGAGAUAUGGAGGAAUGAGGGAAGCAUUUACUGGUGGAUCUGAUUAUGUUGGUAAUAAGUUUUAUGCUCAGCAUCAUGGGAGGGUAUUAACUGUUAGUGGGCAUUUGAAUGGAACUGAACAUAGCAUGGGAAUAGGAUUAACUAAUGGGAAACUCAGUCCACACUGUCGGAGAGGUAAUGGUGGAGGAGUGGAGGCAAAUGCUGAGCAGAAAGGAGGAGGAUCACACCCCUUGCCUCAUUCAGAUGAGUUUGUUCAUUCGGGCAAUGGUAGUGAGCCUCUUAUCGCCUCUUUGUAUGUUCCAAGAAAUGACAAACUUGUGAAGAUUGAUGGCAACUUAAUAAUUCAUUCUGUUAUGGCUAGUGAGAAGGCCAUGGCCUCACGCGAAGAUCCAAGAGGGAAGAGUGGUAGUGAGACUGGUUUGGCAGUCCCAGCUAAUUUGGCUAUCCCGCUUUCAGGUGUGGAAAGAAAUAAUGGCAGGCAUCCUCACCUGUACAGAAGUCCAACUGAAGGACAUAGGGCUCUUGCUUCUGGUUCUGCAGACAGGGACAAUUUAAAGUCUACAGCAGCUGAUGGCAAACUGCAACAGUGGUUCAGGGAAGGCCUUGCAGGGCCACUGUUAAGUUCGGGCAUGUGCACUGAAGUCUUCCAGUUUGACGUCUCACCAGCUUCAGGAGCCAUUGUUCCAGCUACCUCAGUGACAAAUGUUUCUGCAGAACACAAACAGAAUUCCACGCACAUGAACAAGGGGAGGAAUAGAAGGAUCCUCAAAGGUCUUCCUAUUCCUCUAGCUGGAUCCUCUCGCAACAUCACCAAAGAACAUAUGCACAAAAAUCCAGAGAAAGAAAACUUUCAUGGAAACAAUUCUCUUUCUUCAAUGGUUGUAUCUGUGCUUGUCGAUCCCAGGGAAUCCGGUGACAGUGAUGGUGAAGGCAUGAUGGGGCCGAAGUCCCUAUCUCGGAUUUUCGUUGUCGUGCUUAUAGAUAGUGUUAAGUAUGUCACUUAUUCAUGCAUGCUUCCUCUGAUGGGAUCUGGACCUCAUCUAGUUACUACUUGAAGAUGUGAGGGGGAUAUCAUGGUAAUAUAACUUAAAACAACCAUCUCCCGAAUCCAGUUUUGUAGAUAUAGCAGAAGUUUCUGAUGCCCUAAUAUUUAAUAUAACUUCUAUAUGUACUCUUGACUGUAACUGUCGUUAUACUUAUGCCCGUGGACUGAUUAGUGUUCUCAUGGUUUAUUGGGACAAGGAAUGAUGAAUCUUUGCCCUUCUAAUGUGUUUAUAUGUUUUAAAAUUCGUGUUAUUUUCUCUUGACAUUUUUUUCACGUGUUAAUUGAAAUAAAUAAAUGUUGGAACUUACAGGGA